AUGAAUUUUCCUCCAGGGUAUCGUUUUCAACCCACAGAUGAAGAACUCAUCCUUUUUUACCUCCAGAAAAAGGCGAAAAACCUGCCAAUGCCAUGGAACAGUAGCAUCGUGGAAAGAGAUCUUUAUGGAGAACAUGCCACUCCAUGGAAUGUGUUCAGCGACAAUGAUCCUUGGGAUAUUUCGAUAUCACGGGGUAAAGAUGGAACGAAUAGUAUGAAGAUAACUUUAUAUGUUUUUACCAAGCUGCUGAAAAUUGGCAAGAAAAGAACUGAAAGAAGAGCCGGUUGCGGGACAUGGGAUGGCCAAACCGGGGCUAAAAUGAUCAAGAACUGCAAUGGUGAAAUAAUAGGCUCCAGCAAAAUGUUGAGUUUCGAAGCAAAGGAAGAUUCGGAUGCAAUCAAGAAGAUUCACGGACAUUGGAUUAUGCAUGAGUACUCACUUGAUGGUGUUUCUUUGAAUGAGCAUACGAGCAAGGAUUACGUGAUUUGCAAGAUAACAAGAAUCUUGAUGGCGCCAAGGGAUCAGCCCGACGUCGUCCAGUUCGCAGAUGAAAUCGGAACAGCCAUUAGAGGUGGUGAAAACCCAAGAAUCGACGAGGAACUGAGCAAGAAAAGAUGUACAACAGUUGAAGACUGUCCACAUGCAAACAAGAAGGCAAAAGUUCAAGAUUCGUCGAUGGACGACAUGCAAGAGGUAUUUGGCAGCUUGGAUCCUCUACUGCCAGAGAACGAGCAAUUUUCAUUCGAAUUUCCAGAGACGGGCGAAGAAGUUUCCAGCUAUGAUAGAUUUAGACAACAACUGGCCGCGGAUGAUGAUAUUAUUUGGUUAUAG
Molecule: messenger RNA, 831 nt
Organism: Fraxinus pennsylvanica
Lineage: Eukaryota; Viridiplantae; Streptophyta; Magnoliopsida; Lamiales; Oleaceae
Source: the annotation of a GenBank genome assembly